AUGGCCCAGACACGCAACAAGGCAGCCAAGAAGGCCAAGGCAGUCAAUAUCCUCAAGACCACCAACAAGAAGAAUAUCAGCAAGAAGACUACCAAUAAGAAGUCUGCCAGCAAGAAGGCUGCUCAAAUGGCUCCCCGUUCUCCAAUCGACCUCAACAAACUUUUCCCACCCUGGGGCUCUGAAGAGGCGCUGAACCAGACGGCAAAUAAGGUAGCUACUGAUAUCAUCGAAGCCAUGUACCAUGACAUCAAUGCCUACUGCCAUCUUGAGAGACUCGUGCACGACAAUUCUUUCAAUUGUCGGGAAAUGUUCUCUAACAUGCAUGUCUUCACAGAAGGAUUUGUGGAGCGGGAAAUCGGCACCUACAUGGCCACCGUGGAAUCUUUCAAGGCGGAACAUGGUGAGUUCCAACCCGUCGCACCUAACAGCAGGUUUUUACAGUUCGUUACUGGACUCGGAUGGAAAAUAUUCGCUGUCUGUGCCCAUGCUGAAGCAUUCCGACGAGCGAUCAAAGAGGCUGAUGAUAGAACCUGGGAUUUCCUGCUCCAGAAGAUUCAGGGAAACCUUUUGAGCCUUGAACUUUAUGCACACAGCCGUGCCCUGAAGUGGCGUAAUGUGCUUUGGAUCCACCAGGGAUACUCCAUCCCAGGCUUGCCAGAUCUGAAACCCGAAAUUGAAAGAUACAUGGAGUGGAAGGUCGACCACCCUCACCACACCGUCAUCACGCUCGACGGCAAACUGAAAGAGCCCCUGUGGAAAGGCAAGUUACAGCAACAUAUCAACGAGAGUAUAUAUGAUCCCAAGAAGUGGGGUGGUCGUAAACAGGAUCCGACGCUUCGUAAUAUGCCCAAUGGCCAUUCGACCAACGUCGGACUUGAUUGCUUUGUAUGCGGCGAACCUGAUUCUUGUGGCUGCCGCGCGACAUCUGUGGCAGCAGACCUGGUUGAGUUGAGAGAAUACCCUCAGACAGGUACUGGUGUUCGAUCGCUGGCGAAAUGGACCCGCGGUGAUAUUCUCGAUAUAUUCAUCGGUGAGCUCCUUCCUGAGUGCGUAGAGACCGUUUAUCCUCUUAUACAAUGCGAAGACAAAGACGAAGCGAAUAUCCAUAAAGCUCGCGAGCUGUGUACAAUCUCCCCCCACCAUUUUGGUAACUGGACCCGUUAUAUCAGCCAUUCAUGCCGGCCAUCGACUGAGUUCACGACUCGCACCAUUGGAAAUCGAGUUGUGUGUACAGUUGAAGCCCUUCGUGACAUCAUGGUCUUCGAAGAGAUUACUGUUGGCUAUGGGGAUAGAUACUGGAAGACUAAGGACUAUGAAUGCCUAUGUGGGCACUGUGAUGAGAGCUAUGCGCGGGGCCCAUCAAGCCCGCCAUUGAUUGACUCCACAGUCGGCGACUAUUUUGCCAAGAUUGUCGCGGAAUGCGGUGAUAGAACAGCUGUCAUCUCAAGACAUCAGAAUGAUCGAGCAACAUAUGCUUCCUUAGACACAAGAAGUAAUGCUCUCGCCCGGGGGCUAGCAUCAGUGGGUGUUGGCAAAGGGGAGCGGGUUGGAGUCAUGCUUGGGAACUCGAUGGAAUACGCCGUGGCGACGUACGCGUUAUUCAAACUUGGUGCCAUUUUGGUUCCGCUCAAUCUGUCUUUCAAUACUGCACAAGUAAUUGCAGCUCUGGGUCACCUGGAAUCCAGUUAUCUUUUAAUCAGCACAGAGUCAAAUCUGCCCCGAAAAAAACCACGAAGCAAUAUCCCCUUGCUCGAUGACCUUGUUGAAGAUCUCUACAAAUCAAAAUUGGAGUCCGCACUGGUCCCUUCUCUGAAAAAGGUCAUCAUGGUCGACAACUCUGAAGGUCGGGUGGAUAUAUCAUCAUAUAAAAGCUUGAUGUCAUAUUCAUCUAUUAUGUCCGAGCUUGCUGCUGACGGCCGCCCGCUUCCUCCUCAAAAUCUCUCGCCGCAUGAAAUUGUGAAUAUCCAGUUCACAUCAGGAACCACAUCAAUGCCCAAGGCAGCAUGCCUCAGCCACCACUCCACCCUGAAUAACGGCUCUCAGAUCGGUGAUCGCAUGCUUCUUACGCCGGACGAUAUUGUCUGUUGCCCACCACCGCUGUUUCAUUGCUUCGGCAGUAUAUUAGGCUAUAUGGCGACAGCAACUCACGGUUCGGCCAUCGUCUUUCCCAGUGAGUCUUUCAAUGCCCGUGCUGUGCUUGAGGCUGUUCAAGAAGAGAAAUGUACCGCGCUGCACGGUGUGCCAACGAUGUUCCUCGAGGAGCUAAGCAUGAUCGAGGAGAGAGAAAUCUCCAGCGAGGGAUUCCAGCAUCUUCGCACGGGCAUCGCUGCUGGAAGCAGUAUUCCUUCCGAGAUAAUGAAGAAACUGCACAGGGUACUGAAUCUGACCGAAUUGACAAUCUGUUAUGGAAUGACGGAAACAAGUCCCGUCUCGGCUAUGACAACGACAGAUGAUCCCAUUGAUAAGCGGAUCUAUUCUGUCGGAAAACUCAUGCCACAUGUCGAGGCAAAGAUCGUGGACCCGGUGAACAAGAAAGAUAUCCUCCCUAUAGAGGCACGGGGCGAGUUGGCAGUGAGCGGGUACCUAUUGAUGAAGGAAUACUGGGCCGAUCCAGAGAAGACCGCGGAGGUGAUGAUUCCAGAUGAAUCUGGCAAGGUGUGGAUGCACACUGGAGAUGAAGCUUCUAUAUCACCAGAUGGAUAUAUCACUAUCACUGGACGGAUCAAAGACCUGAUCAUUCGCGGUGGCGAGAAUAUACACCCCCUAGAGAUUGAGAAUUGCUUGCUAGCCAACGAUGGCGUUGCAGAUGUGUCUGUCGUCGGCAUCCCCGACGUGAGAUAUGGCGAGGCAGUCGCUGCUUUUGUUGUUGCUCGGGACCAAGGCUCAAAGACCGUCACUGCCGAGGAUAUCAAGCAAUGGGUGCGUGAAAAGCUUAGCAACCAUCUGAUUCCGAAGCAUAUCUUCUUUUUGGGCCCUUCGGAGUCUUUCCCCAAGACAGCAAGUGGAAAGAUCCAGAAGUUCAAGCUCAGGGAGAAGGCCAUUGCACUUUUGGCCAAGAGCACUGUAGAAAUAGCAAGCGCGUAA
This is a messenger RNA of Penicillium vulpinum, 3084 nucleotides long. RefSeq lists its product as uncharacterized. The coding region runs from base 1 to 3084 and encodes 1027 amino acids. Gene Ontology annotation, biological process: fatty acid metabolic process. The transcript is spliced from 8 exons. Lineage: Eukaryota; Fungi; Ascomycota; Eurotiomycetes; Eurotiales; Aspergillaceae. The record is from RefSeq and is a predicted model, not a curated record. Gene Ontology annotation, molecular function: protein binding; medium-chain fatty acid-CoA ligase activity.